Haliotis rufescens (red abalone) is the source of this 921-nucleotide messenger RNA. RefSeq names its product putative GPI-anchored protein pfl2. The transcript has a single exon. The record is from RefSeq and is a predicted model, not a curated record. Lineage: Eukaryota; Metazoa; Mollusca; Gastropoda; Lepetellida; Haliotidae. The coding region runs from base 1 to 921 and encodes 306 amino acids.
AUGACCGAUACAUCACCUACAACCAGCAACACCACAGCAACAACCACCAGUGCUACAACCAGCAACACCACAGCAACAACCACCGCCACUGCUACAACCAGCAACACCACAGCAACAACCACCGCCACUGCUACAAGCAGAAACAUUAAUGCAACAACCACCGCCACUGCUACAAGCAGAAACAUAAAUGCAACAACCGCCACCAGUGCUACAACCAGCAAAACUACUGCAACAACCGCCACCAGAGCUACAACCAGAAACACUACAACAACAACCGCCACCAGUGCUACAACCAGCAACACUACUACAACAACCGCCACCAGUGCUACAACCAGCAACACUACUGCAACAACCACCGCCAGUGCUACAACCAGCAACAUUAAUGCAACAACCACCGCCAGUGCUACAACCAGCAACAUUAAUGCUACAACCGCCACCAGUGCUACAACCAGCAACAUUAAUGCAACAACCGCCACCAGUGCUACAACCAGCAACGCUACUGCAACAACCGCCGCCAGUGCUACAACCAGCAACAUUAAUGCAACAACCGCCACCAGUGCUACAACCAGCAACAUUAAUGCAACAACCGCCACCAGUGCUACAACCAGCAACGCUACUGCAACAACCGCCGCCAGUGCUACAACCAGCAACACUACUACAACAACCGCCACCAGUGCUACAACCAGCAACACUACUGCAACAACCACCGCCAGUGCUACAACCAGCAACAUUAAUGCAACAACCGCCACCAGUGCUACAACCAGCAACAUUAAUGCAACAACCGCCACCAGUGCUACAACCAGCAACGCUACUGCAACAACCGCCGCCAGUGCUACAACCAGCAACACUACCAUUACUGCAACCGAUGUUGCUAUGCCUACAUCUAGAAACACUACAAUGUAUUCUUCUUGCUUCACCUGA